AUGGUGGGGGCUGUGCGGGCCUCUCCCCUCCCGGCUCGGGCGGACUCUGAGGGCGGCGGCGGCGCUUCCUCCGGCGGCGGCGGCUCCGGCUCCUCACGGGCCCUUCCGCCGCCUUCCCCCGCUCAUGCGCAGUGCGGGCCGGGAGCCCUGGCGGGGGCCGGCCCGUCCCGCUGUGCCCGCAGCGCCGGCAGCGGACGGAGCUCCGGGCUGAGGGGGGGGCACCGCACCGGGGGCUCGGCCCGGGGAGGGAAGCGGAGACCGGGGGUGGGAGGUCCCAGCGGCUCCUCACACCGGCACCGGGUGUUCUGUCGGGAAAGCUCCUUGUACGUUCUUAUUUCUUCAAUAUCAAGAGUUAAGGGUCAGGUGCGAGCGCCUGUGCCGGCCCCGCCGGGCUCCGGGUCGUGGCCGCCGUUCCUGGGGGGCCUGGGCUUGGAAAUGGGGCGAGAUGGGAAAAUCCCUCGGGCCUUCCCGGAUGGAUUCGCGAGGGAGGCUGAGGGACGUUUGCGGAGCAGCCACGGAGACCGGGGGACUGCGAGGCCUCGGAGCAGCACCUUUCGGGCAUCUUCGUACGGGAGCGCCUCCACACCUGAUCAGGAGUAAGAUUAGCCCUUCCUCUCUGUCUUGGAAUUGCCCACUGGACACUGGAGCAGCAACUUUCCUGGAAGAACCUCCAUUUAUGAUUGUUCUUCUCUGAUUCACAUCCAGCAAUUCUAUCAUAUCGUAAGCCAGUGUUACAAAGUACAACAGAAUCAACCUUAGCCCAGCCCCCAGAGGUGAUAAACAGCACAAAGGGAACACACACACCAAGUAAGGCAGUGACGCAAACCUGAGAACAAGAGCAACAACUCUGAGAACAAACAAAUCAACGCUGUGACCAGUGACUAUUAAAUUAAUAUCAUGAAUGUUUACAAUAAAUUCGUUUUACACGC
Empidonax traillii (willow flycatcher) is the source of this 929-nucleotide messenger RNA. Its product is annotated as keratin, type II cytoskeletal 2 epidermal-like. The record is from RefSeq and is a predicted model, not a curated record. Bases 1 to 600 code for a protein of 199 amino acids. NCBI's taxonomy places the organism in Eukaryota, Metazoa, Chordata, Aves, Passeriformes, Tyrannidae. The transcript is spliced from 3 exons.